Molecule: messenger RNA, 909 nt
Organism: Penicillium salamii
Lineage: Eukaryota; Fungi; Ascomycota; Eurotiomycetes; Eurotiales; Aspergillaceae
Source: the annotation of a GenBank genome assembly
AUGAAGUACUACUCAGUUGUACUCUCCCUUCUCAUAGCCCCAGUUUGGGCGCAGAAUCUAUGCACCUCGGACGACAUAGCCAAGAUGGACGUGAGCAGCUGCACAUGUCCUUCUGAUUUCCCAUCUCCAGCAUCCGCUCUGAUCUGCAAUGGAAACUCCAUCGAUUGUCCCAUCACCUGCAGUUCGUCACCACCGUCGCCAAUUAUCCCUCGCGCACAACUAUCACAAUGUUAUUCUGGCUGCAUAAGCCCAAACUCCAGGUGCAACGGCUGCUAUAUCUGGUUUUCCAGUCUCUGCCGCUGUAUCCAAGCCUUCCAAGCCGGAUCACAUACGGAUUGCAUCGCCAGCCCGGUCAUCGGCCAAGGUCCCCCGUUACCUCAACAGUCUCCGUCUUGGGUAGUCCUUGGCUCCGGUAAUCUGAUUACCACCACGCAAUUGAUACCGGGUAUCUUGCAAUUGCAAACCGCAAAUGAUAUCGAUGGUGGCUUCCGUUUGGGUCAGGAUACAAUCAACAGUCAACAGGCUAGAGACUCACUGGCCCUUGCCAUGAACAGUGUCUCUACUCGGUCUGAGGAGCAGAUCCAUAUCCAUUUGUGUGAUAGCACAAAAACUGGUCUAACUGAUAUUCUGAACCAGCUGGAUCGGAAUCAGUACAGAACAUCAAAGCCAGUCCCUCUUGGGGCUUUGCACAAGCCGACUGCGGCUAUGAAUUGUCGUGUUUCGCCAAACUCGGGUGUGGACAUUAACAUGGGCCGUGAUAUUGUUGAGUGGCUGAGUCAAUUCCAUGGCCCGGCAGACUGUGCUCAGUACAAUGUUGGUGCUGGUGUCAUUACUGAUAGCAGUGACUAUACUUGGGCUUGCGUUGUUACGGGCCACAGUGCCGCCGAGAGUCUUUUCUGUCCACCUUGA